This is a messenger RNA of Aedes albopictus (Asian tiger mosquito), 7030 nucleotides long. RefSeq lists its product as uncharacterized. Gene Ontology annotation, molecular function: aspartic-type endopeptidase activity; nucleic acid binding. The record is from RefSeq and is a predicted model, not a curated record. NCBI's taxonomy places the organism in Eukaryota, Metazoa, Arthropoda, Insecta, Diptera, Culicidae. Gene Ontology annotation, biological process: proteolysis; DNA integration. The transcript has 2 exons.
UUCCCGGAGAAAUUCUCCAGUAGUUACUUGCGAUAAUUCUUUGGCAAUUUCUAGCACUACUGCUCCCGCAAUGUCAGGGAAUCUUACAUUCUUUCUUUCUGAGGAAUUUCUCAUCAAUUUCCACUUCGAAAUCUUUCAGUAAUUCCGGCUGAGAAUUUUUCCUGCAGUCUUUUCCGGGGAAAUCUCAAGGCAAAUGCUAGGAAUCCUCUUUAAAUCCUUUGGGAGAAUUCUUCACCGUUAAUAUACGAGGAGCUUCUGAAGGAUUCCUUAUGAGCACUGGUCCAGCAAUUCCUCCGGUUAAUUAAUAAACUGUUUCAGCCGCCGCAGUGUCUAAAACAAAUUCAAUUUGUUGUUAUUUACAUCUGCAAUUUUCUAAUCAAAUUAGCCUGAGCCUUCUUUGAUGAAAUAACUGGUUGUUGCAGAAGAAACUUAUCGUGUAGCAUGACAUCGUACCGGUGCAACUCAUCAAACAAACGAUAGGUUCAAUUAACAACUCGCCUAUAGUUUUGACUGAUUUGUACCAACAUGUGAAAAAGGCGGAACAACCAUUGCACGCCUCUACUUCUUCCGUCCCUCCUAGGCGUAUUUCAAUUUAUUUAUGGAAACAUAUACCGUUAUCAGAUACAUGGGAGUCUGCUCUACCUGUUACUGAUCAGAGGUUGCAGAAAUUUGCAUUGGUUGUUACGCCAUUUUCAAAUGCUAGUCUAGUUUUUUUGAUAAAAAUGUGAACAUGUGAACAUUUGAGUGUUGUAAUAUGAAUAAGUGAGUACUAUCACGUGAAUAUUACAAUAAAUUCUGAUCAUCUAUGUUUGCUUCAACUUAGAAUAAAACGCGGACGAAAUGACAAGAAAAGAUAUAAAGAUAUCUAUGUACCUUAUACAUGAUAAAAAUGAUGAGAAAAUUUAUAUAAAUUGUCAGGGGUUAUAAUAGAAAAUGUAGAAAAAAAGUUAGAACCUUGAAUUUUUAUACUUAUAAGUUCGUUUUCACACAUGAAUGAAACACAAAAUAAACACCCAAGUAUGAGGCAGAGCUGAUUCCAUCAAAAUAUAUUAUUCAAAGGAAUGGGUUUAUAAAUAUUUGCUACGAGAUAUCAAUCGUUUUUCCAGUGUUUUAUAUCUCUCGAGUCUAAUAACAUUUAAUCAUUGUCAAGAGUUGAUAAAGUGAUAUCCAUCACGAUGUUUGGACAUUCUAGUGUGUUGCACUAGUUGCACUAGCACAUGUUUUCUUAGACGAGAUCUGGGACCUGAAUCCCACUUCUAAUGUAAAGGACAGGAAAGUAAGUCAUUUGGACUAGAAAUUUUAUUGGGCUAAAAGCUAGUUGAAACAGAUUAAAAGUUAUUUUCAGAAUACCAUGUCAAUACAUCUGAUACAUUUAUACAAAAAGUUUUAAUAUUUGUUACAAAAAUUGGAUUUAAAGUUAUUAAUAAAUCAACCAUCUGAAGGAAAGAAGGUGAAUAUUUCGGUCCCUUAAAUGUUGAAAAUAUUGUGUUGACAAAUGGCCACCGAUUGAUUCCUUUCUUGUUGUUAUCAUUUAUUCUCAUUUCUUACAGAAAAAAAAAAACAACAAAAAUAAUACACAAAACAAACCAGAACAGAUACCUUACGUUGAUUAUGGACAGCGUCAGUUGAAAUGAGCUGCGAAAAUUGUUGAAGAAAUUACUCACAUAAAACAUGCUGAUGUCUCUGUAACUCAUACGCCUAAAACCGCUUGUGGUUAGUAUUACGAUUCUGUGGAAUUGAACCUAAUACUCAACGCCAUUGAAUUUGAGUGGACUGCGUUUCGUUUCACUUCAACGAUUUAAUGUUCUCUUUUUUACCAUGGCAUGAUGGCACCUGCUCACACUUAAAAUAAAGAUUCUGCGGCCAAUCAGUUUCGAACAAAACACCUUGUGAUUAUGGAAUUAAUUGAUAAUAAAGAAGACAAAUCUCUGUCAAGAGGCACUUGUGGUGUGAUGAUCAUGUGUUAUCAUAAUAAAUUUAAACACAUUUUUGUGGUCUUCACUGUACCGCGGCUUUCACUGAGGUAUUAUUUUUUAUAAUACACUACUCUCAUGUUAAAGAUAUUUCUUUUUUUAAAUACAAGAUAUACUUGAUUAAAUUUAAUUGCCAUUCGAAAUUUUAAAAUCAUCACAUAUUAGUGUUCCUGAUUUUAUACAAAUGUUUUCCUUUUUUUAUUCUUCUGCAAAUAAAACUAGUAUGUUAAGGGCUUAAAACAAUUCAAACUCUUCCUCUACGCUAGCAAGAUGCGGUUUACCCCCGAUGAGCUGCAGUGAAACCUAUGGUUCAGUCCUUACUCUGUCCAUCCCUCAAAAUGUGACCUAACAUCGAGCUGCCACGAGUACCGUGGCUUCCUCUCAUUACUAACAGUAAUCAUAAACAUAUCAAAAGUUAUUAUCUUGUGUAUAUUGUAUAUAUUGAGUUCAUAAAAGAUCUUCGGCUCCGUAAAGCGUUAUACGCGAUUGAGCCCCAAAUAAAUAAACAAGAUAAAAAAAAAACUCUUCUUCCUUUUAUUCUUACGCACAUAAUGUGCUUUAUUUACUUUUUCGUUUAUUUACAUUCACGAUUUUCUUAACUUAUUUGAACUUGAGAGGUUACAAACAUUAUAAACAUAUGUUGAUAUAAAUUCACAUUUAUUCAUGUCAACUAACAAAAAUUUUCAUAUUUAUUUCAAAAAGUUCAACAAAAUCUAUGCUAAUAAUAUCUAAUAUUCAAUGCGAUACAAUUCUUCUUGAAAAUAUUUGAUCAAAAUCGUUUAAAAAUGGCUGAGUACAUAAAUAUUUUGAUUUUUCUUUGAAUUAUGGCUUUACGCCCUUUAAAAGGUCCUAACUCAAAAAUGGGCCCUACGAUUUUUUUCAAAUUUUGCCCAGACAUGCAGGAUAGUCUUAGAAAACGAAUGGUGGGUACCGAUUGGAUGGAGAUUUUUAUUUUAUAAUAACGGUCUGGGGAGCACCGUGCCUGGAGAACCUCGUGGAAGAAUGCCAUCGCGUGGCCAACCUCAAACAGGACACACUGAUGGUGGAGAACAAGGAAGCACGCAACGUCAACAUUGUCUCCCGCAAGCCGAAGAAUCCUGUGAAAAAUCUGAAAAUCCCCAAAACGCCCUGCUGGAUGUGUGGUGACCAGCACUACGUACGCGAGUGUCCAUUCGCUUCGCACACCUGUUCCAGAUGCAAGCAGCAAGGACACAAGGAGGGGUACUGUUCAAGCAACAAGCCUACGCCCUCGAAGCCAUUCAAGCAGACGAAACCCAGAGAGAACGUGAAGACGAGGAGUAUCCACACCGUUCGGAACGUCGGAAGCAAGCGGAAGUUCAUCCCGGUCGAGCUCAACGGUACAACAGUCAAGCUCCAGCACGACUCGGCGUCCGACAUCACCAUUAUUUCCGAAGAUACUUGGAACAGCAUCGGACAGCCACCCACUCAACCGACGGAGGAAUCUGCAGUAACAGCUUCUGGUGGCAACCUGAACCUUCUUGCCGAGUUCCAAACCGAGAUCACCAUCAGGAAUGUGACCAAAACCGGUCGCAUCUUCAUCUCGGACAACGCUGAACUCAACGUUCUUGGAAUCGAGACUAUGGAUCUAUUCGAUCUGUGGUCUGUGCCGAUCAGCAGCUUGGUCAACGUCGUACACCAACGUCCCUACCAACAACCCGAUGAAUACGUGAGUCAACUCAAGCAAAACUUCCCGGAGGUUUUCCGAAGCACGCUGGGUAGGUGCACUAAAGCGCAAGUGAAGCUGUACCUGAAGCCUGAUGCACGUCCUUCCUAUUGCCCGAAGCGACCCGUGGCGUACGCUGCGCUCCCCAAGGUAGAUGAAGAACUCGAAAGGCUUCAGAACAACGGUAUCAUUUCUCCGGUUCGAUUCUCGGACUGGGCAGCUCCAAUAGUCGUCGUACGCAAAGCGGACAACAUUUCGGUCCGUGUGUGUGGUGAUUAUUCGACGGGGUUGAACGACGCGCUGGAAUGUGACCGCCACCCACUGCCUCAUCCUGACGACCUUUUUGCGGAACUUGCUGGAGCACGUUACUUCACACACCUCGACUUGUCUGACGCUUACCUGCAGGUCGAGGUCGAGGAGGAAUCGCGGAAGCUACUCACGGUCAACACCCACCGUGGCCUAUUCCAGUACAACCGAUUACCCCCUGGAAUCAAGUCGGCACCCGGCGCUUUCCAGCGCAUCAUCGACAGCAUGGUGGCCGGCAUCCCUGGAGUCAAGCCGUAUCUGGACGACAUCCUCAUCGCUGGUCGGACCAAGGAGGAACAUGACCGCAAUCUCUACGCCGUUCUCAACCGUAUACGUGAGUAUGGUUUCCACUUACGUCUCGAAAAGUGUCGUUUCGCACUCUCCCAGAUCGAGUUCCUCGGACAUAUCGUGGACAAAGAUGGCAUCCGCCCGGACCCUUCCAAAACCGAUGCCAUUUCGAAGAUGCAGCCUCCGAAGGACGUUCAGCAGCUCCGUUCCUACCUCGGUGCUGUGAACUACUAUGGUUGAUUCGUGAAGCAGAUGAAGAAACUCCGGGCCCCUCUGGACAACCUGCUCAAGAAAGAUGCCCGUUGGAAUUGGACCGACGAAUGCCAGCAAUCCUUCGAGCAGUUCAAGGCCAUUCUACUCUCCGAUCUGCUGCUCACCCACUAUGACCCAUCCAAGGAGAUCAUCGUCGCAGCAGAUGCAUCGAAGUACGGCCUUGGCGCAGUCAUCAUGCAUCGGUUCCCGACCGGUGAAGUGAAGGCAAUCGCUCAUGCCUCUCGCUCACUGACCCCGGCAGAGAUGAACUACGGACAAGUGGAAAAGGAAGCAUUGGCCCUGAUUUUCGCUGUCACUCGCUUCCACAAGAUGCUGUACGGACGCCACUUUCUCCUGCAGACCGAUCACCAACCGCUCCUCAAGGUUUUCGGUUCCAAGAAAGGUAUUCCUGUUUACACCGUGAACCGAUUGCAGCGUUGGGCCUUGACACUCCUGCUGUAUGAUUUCGACAUCAAGCACGUUUCAACGACAAACUUCGGCUAUGCAGAUUUCCUUUCGCGGCUGAUGUCAUCGCAACGAAGGCCGGAUGAAGAUUAUGUGAUAGCCGCCGUAUACGUCGAAUCCGAAGCGAAAGCAAUACUCGAAGACACCAUCAGCAACCUCCCAGUCACGCACCAGAUGAUUGUGGCUGAAACACGAAAGGACCCAGUUCUCCAGCAAGUGGUGAACUUCCUCAAGGAGGGUUGGCCGGCCCAAUCGAAGCAAAUCGCGGAUCCAGAUGUCAAGAAGUACUUCGCAAGACAAGAUGGACUUCAAGUUGUCGACGACUGCAUCAUGUUCGGCGAUCGAAUCGUCGUUCCCCUCAAGUUUCGUAAGCGGAUUGUUCGACAAUUGCAUCGUGGACACCCAGGAAUGGACCGGAUGAAGUCUCUGGCCCGAAGCUACAUCUACUGGCAUAAUGUGGAUGACGACGUGACGCAGUUCGUUCAAGAGUGCACAGCGUGCGCUGAAGCAGCAAAGUCUCCGACAAAAGCAAGCCUGGAGUCGUGGCCUCUUGCAGUCAAGCCGUGGCAACGCGUCCACAUUGAUUUCGCUGGCCCAAUCGACGGUUAUUACUAUUUCGUCAUCGUGGAUGCCUACUCGAAGUGGCCUGAAAUUUUUCGCACCCGUUCCAUCACCACAACUGCAACCCUGGAUCUGCUACGUGAGACGUUUUCCCGUUUCGGCAACCCGGACACUCUGGUCUCGGACAACGGCACGCAAUUCACCAGCGUGCAGUUUCAGCAGUAUUCAGGCUUAUUCUGCGCGGCGUGUGAGCUCACCUCACACGCCGCGCAGAAUAAGCCUGAUUGCCGUGAAAAUGGUAUCACCCACCUCCGCACUGCUCCCUACCAUCCGCAGUCCAAUGGUCAAGCGGAACGAUUCGUUGACUCCCUCAAGCGCGGUCUCAAGAAGCUGAGCAAGGGGGAAGGCUCACCCACACUGGAGCACCUGCAGACAUUCCUCUCGGUGUAUCGCUCAACUCCAAAUCGAAACACACCGCAAUCGACGUCUCCUGCAGAAGCGUUCCUCGGAAGACCAGUACGCACCACUUUGGACCUCUUGAAGAAGCCUGCUCCUGAAGCCCCAGGUGCCGAAAACCUCAAGCAGAAUGGGCAGUUCAAUCGCCGGCAUGGAGCAAUCAAGCGCGACUUCGAAGAAGAUGACCUGGUGUACGUUGAACAGCAUUUCCGGAAUACCAAGUCAUGGAUGGCAGGUCGAGUCAUCGAACGGAAAGGUUCCGUUCAUUACAUUGUAUCGCUGGAAAACAACGGAAGACCGAAGCUGGUUAGAGCGCAUGUCAACCAAAUGCGCCCUCGCUACGAUACCGCCGUUCCAGAACCAACGACGCAGCUACCGUGGGAAGUUUUGCUCGAUGAAGUACAGCUACAAGCUACAGCGGUACUGGCUGAUCCCGAAGAACAGCCUAAUAUUGUCGAAGCUCCCGUUCCUGUUGUCACCCCGCCACCGGUCUUGGAAGAAGCUGCUGGUUCGGUACAAGCUACGUCUGGCAUUCCGACGAUUGAAGAUGAUGAAGCUCCGACCGUACCACCGCCGGUGUCAUCGGAACCAGUUGAAGGAUAUCUGCGACGUUCUGUACGAGAAUCAAGAAUUCCAAGAUGGCUCGCCUGAUAUUAUUCAUAGUAGUAGGCCUUGAUUCUAGAAUAGAAAGAAAUUGUCAUUAGUUAGCCAACCACCAAUCAAGUCAGAAGCAAUAAACCUUAGCUCCUAGCUACCUGUUUUAUUCCCUUGGUUACGGCCGUGGUUACGGCUAUAACACUUACAGAGGCUAGAAAAGUUUUUUCGGUUUUUAUACUGUGAAGCAGCACCAUCUGACAUAAAAUAAUUUUUUUUCAUGUUUUUAUUUUGAUCAAUUUGUAAAAAGUUUAUCAUUUUAUCAAUAAACAAAUUAACAGCGACUGGAUCAUGUCUUAGUUCUUCUGAAAUUAUAAUGAAGCUAAAAUGUUUAAUUUGCAUAUUUUCAGUAUAAUAUAUUACGAAAGGAUGGAUUGUGGCCUGUUGCACG